AGUGUUAUUUGAAAUCAAAGAGAUGACACCAGUUGAUUCAAGAUUAACUCAUGUACUUGAGACCUGGUGUCAUGAGAAGGAUAGAACAAUAACUGAACUGAAGGAAUCAUUGAAAAGAAUGGAUAGAGAUGAUAUACUUGAAGGUUUACAUGAAUUACCUACUGGACAAUAUACAAUGAAUAAUGAUGAAGAAUAUGAUAUUAAUGUAAAAGAUUCAAAUGAUGAAGUUGAGACUCAAAUUGAAACUGAAAACAAAGAAAUACAAACAACACAAACAACUCUUGACAAGGAAAUUCAGUUCAACUAUCUUGUACCAUCACAAGGUUAGU
Molecule: messenger RNA, 329 nt
Organism: Amphimedon queenslandica
Lineage: Eukaryota; Metazoa; Porifera; Demospongiae; Haplosclerida; Niphatidae
Exons: 4
Coding region: 23-328 (101 amino acids)
Biological process (GO): signal transduction
Molecular function (GO): protein binding
Source: RefSeq, a predicted model, not a curated record